UGGGGCAGGAGGGUGGCCCCCUCUCCACGCCGAAUAAAUCCGAGUGGUGGGGGAUUGGCGCAGCUCCCCCCAAUUGGAGCGUCAGUCGCGUCGCGUUCAUCGAGCGAGUAGGGUUUCGUUCUUUUCCACCGGCAACCGAGUCUCGCUCAUCCCGGCUUUUCCUCUCGAAAUCUUCCCUCGUUUUCAUCCAGCAUCCGCUUCCGGUGAAUCCCAGUUUUGGAUUAAUCCAUCAAUAUUAAAUCCACCCUUUUUCAACUCUCAGGUUCGCGAUAAGAAAGUUGCUUCGAAAUUUCAAGUUGAAAUCAAAAUAGUGCAGUGCCGGUCAGUGCGAACAAUUCAUUGGAUUCGUCGAUAUUGUGGGUGAUUGUGGCGAGUGUUUAUGUUCGUCGAUUUUGUGUUUUUUUUCUGUUUUUUUAAUUUGGAAGAAUACAAUAGAGCACGCAAGCAAUACAAUAUUCAAUCAAGUAGAAGUUGAACUAAUAAAUAAUAAAAAAAAUCGGAAUAUCAUUUAGGAUUAGAUAUUCCGUCUUUCCCACGCGGUUCGGGGUUUAAAAUAAACUAGCCGCUUCCGUUGUGGAGGCAACCAAACAUUGACGAAGGUUCCUUGGGGAUUUGAUGUUUUCUCGUUCUUCGGUGAAAUCCGAAGUCGCAAAGCGAUCAUUGACCGCGUUUGCCGAUCCGUCGGCGGCGCGAGGCAAAAUGAGCGCCGUGCGUCGCGCAAUUUGACGUUAGUAGAACUGGCAAAACGCACGUUUUGCGAGAAAAACAAAACAAAAACUGGAAAUUAGCUAAUCACGGAUUAUUAGAGUCCUGGAAGUAGCUGAAGAUUUUGCAUCUGGAUGAUUCGAAAAUGCAAUCAAACACGUUACUGCGUGACAUCGUUAACACGGAGAAGCUCAUGAACAACAACAAUCUUAAUAACAAUGGAUCACCCGGCGCUGACAUAAUGUUUCAGAUGGAAGACGAGGGCCUAACGCAGCUCGGAAGCGUUUUCCAGUCCGCGUAUCAAUCUAUCGUUGGUGGUGGGCCUCAGUAUGGCUCUGAUGAAUUUGGACAAGAUUCUCCGAGAUACACCUCACCAAAGGCUGCGGCACUCUACGCAGAAUCCUAUUAUAUCGAUGGAAAUGCCGCGGGAACGGGUCCUGGUGACCCCUGGACGGGAGGAGGGGGUGGUGUUCAACCACCCUACAGCGGUUAUGCCCCACCCCACCUGGCCCAACCGGCCUAUCCCAUGCACCUACCCCAUGAUCCCAUGGCAUACUCGGCGAUGUCACCUAAUGGUGAGCCGCCAGCGCCAAUUCUAGGUUCAGCAGUGACAAGUGCGGCGUCGUUGCCGCCGAUGUCGACGUUUCGCGGUAGCGCUGCAGUCGCAGCGAAUAGCGGAACUGGUGCUCCCUCCCCGGCGUCGUUGCAAUACAGCCAUAGUCCCGGUGCGCCCGCACCUGGUGCACCGUCUUCCGCACCCAGUGCGCCCACCACCAAUCAGCCCUCCGCCGGAGACACCCUCGGCAAAGCCCUCGCAUCCGUAGUAAGCACACCACGAAUUUACCCCACGGACCAAUCAGUAUCCAGUUAUAGCAGUAAUCCCUCAACUCCAGUGAGUUCGCCGCCGCCCUUGACAGGCUCGGCGCCAGGCUGGGCGCCCGGAGCAGCUCCAGUCUCGCCUCACUUUACAGCGGAUCCAAAUCGGGGGACAAUUCACAUGCCGGCGCCUGAACAGCAGAGGUUAGACGAUGCCAUUGGCUUCCUUCGGGACCACGCCGAGUUGGUACAGGGUACGCGGAUGGAGGAACGACUGGACGAUGCAAUAAACGUACUGAGGAAUCACGCCGAGAGUCAAAUUGCCCUUCAACUCGGACCCGUGGGCCCCCACAGUUCCCUAUAUUCCCACUCGUCACCUCAACAGCUGGAUCACUUGACGAGUCCACAUCCAGCGGGUACAAUGGCGCAAGCACCGGGAUCUUAUCCGGGUCUCGCACCCACCCCAGACACCGACGGUUCCAUCAAAAUUGAAAGGCUACCGGUGACGAAUGCCAAAUACAUCUCUUUAGAAAAGCGGAAAGAUCCGCCAGACAGCAGUGGCGGUGACACAAAACCUUCAAGCAGCGAAUUGGCAGCGGGAGUCAUUGGUGCAGCAACAGUUAAUUCCACGUCGCAAGGAAAGGGAACGAAACGAUCGCGGAGAUAUUGUUCGAGCGCCGACGAAGAUUGUGACGAUCCUGGCACCAAAGCGGUGCGCGAAAAAGAACGUCGCCAAGCCAACAACGUUCGCGAAAGGAUACGUAUUAGAGACAUUAAUGAAGCACUGAAGGAACUCGGUAGGAUGUGUAUGACGCACCUGAAAACGGACAAACCACAAACGAAGCUUGGCAUUCUGAAUAUGGCCGUUGAAGUCAUCAUGACUCUGGAGCAACAAGUCAGAGAACGAAAUCUUAACCCAAAGGCAGCGUGCUUAAAAAGGAGAGAAGAAGAAAAGGCGGAGGAUGGACCAAAAUUGCCGGGGCAUCUUGCAGCGCACAUAGGUCAUCCACACCCGCAUCCACACCCCCAUUCUCAGCCACCUUUCCCUUCGAUGCCGGGACCGCCACCCUCCCUCCAGCACAAUCCGUCGCAACCGCAGUAGCAGCGGCUCGAUAGUGGCGUCAUUCUGUGUUAAAAGUCGUGUGCGUGUCAGGUCCAGUUGCAGCCUGUACAGAAUUCUCGACGAGGCCAGGAAUCGAAACUCGAAACUCGAAUAGAAGAUUCAGCCUUGCUACUGCUGACAAAAAAAAAGAAGAGGAAGUAUCGCGUAUAUAAAAAUUUUAUAUACAUAUAUAUAUAUUAUGUAUACAGAUAAAGAAUCUAUGUGAGUAUACAUAUGUAAAGCAUAUAGGAAAGAAGGACACUCUUUUUUUGUUUUUCCCCCCUCCGAAAAAAGAGCCACCGCGGCCCCAAAAUUCUUGUACAUUGAGUUGCUCAGUUUGUGAUGCGCGACGGUGGUUUUUCUUUUAAUUUACCUUUCUUUUAUUGUGUUGCGGUGAGUCGCGCGAAAUUAUGCGUGCAAGCGUGAGAGAGAGAGAGAGAAAGGAGACGGAAAGUGUCGAGGAUUAUUGAAAGAGCGAUAGAAAGAAGGAAGGAAGUCACAUCGAAAAUUAGUGUACAUUUCUUGAGUGGAAUGUUGUGUUGUAUCUCGCGUGAUUACCCCGAACCGGCAUCAAAUGACAAUAAAUAAGUAUUAUUCGUAAAUCGAAAAAUUCACGAUAGUUUUCCUGUUUUUUGGAGGACAUAUCAGAAAAACUGUCGAGACAUCGAAACAGAAGUGAGAACAAACCAGGAGAGCGCGUUCCUUCCAGUUUCGACUUUAGCGCGCGAUUCCGCAGGAGAUCUUCGUGAAUG
Belonocnema kinseyi is the source of this 3375-nucleotide messenger RNA. RefSeq names its product protein daughterless. Gene Ontology annotation, cellular component: transcription regulator complex. Gene Ontology annotation, molecular function: protein dimerization activity; DNA-binding transcription factor activity, RNA polymerase II-specific; RNA polymerase II cis-regulatory region sequence-specific DNA binding. The record is from RefSeq and is a predicted model, not a curated record. Lineage: Eukaryota; Metazoa; Arthropoda; Insecta; Hymenoptera; Cynipidae. The transcript is spliced from 13 exons. Gene Ontology annotation, biological process: regulation of transcription by RNA polymerase II. Bases 851 to 2623 code for a protein of 590 amino acids.